Molecule: messenger RNA, 459 nt
Organism: Laccaria bicolor S238N-H82
Lineage: Eukaryota; Fungi; Basidiomycota; Agaricomycetes; Agaricales; Hydnangiaceae
Exons: 2
Coding region: 1-459 (152 amino acids)
Source: RefSeq, a predicted model, not a curated record
AUGAAUUCUUCUGAAUUUUCGCUUCAUAACACAAUUUUUUUUUGUAAAGAACAGACAAGAAAUGAACAAGAUACACUCAUUUAUAUAACUGAAGCUACGUCCUCAGCCACUCAGGCCGUUUUACCCACGGAUAUAUCUUCCCUAGUGCGGGACCUGAUUGACUUCACCUAUCUCGUUCAUCGAAACGUUAUUGAUGAAGACGCACUGCUCGAAAUUGACGCUGCUCUUCAAUGUUUUCAUGUCAAUCGCGAAGCCUUUCGUCCAGUCCGCCCAUCUGGAUUUUCCCUUCCACGCCAGCAUUCCCUUGUUCACUAUCAUUUUCUUAUCACAGAAUUUGGCGCCCCCAAUGGUCUCUGCUCAUCCAUUACCGAGUCCAAACAUAUCAAAGCCGUCAAAAAGCCAUACAGACGAACCAGUCAUAACAAACCCCUAGGUCAGAUGCUUGUCAUCAACCAGUGA